Aedes albopictus (Asian tiger mosquito) is the source of this 1606-nucleotide messenger RNA. RefSeq lists its product as uncharacterized. The transcript is spliced from 2 exons. Bases 224 to 1606 code for a protein of 460 amino acids. The record is from RefSeq and is a predicted model, not a curated record. Lineage: Eukaryota; Metazoa; Arthropoda; Insecta; Diptera; Culicidae. Gene Ontology annotation, molecular function: nucleic acid binding; zinc ion binding.
GAAUGAUUCACUGAUCCAAGCAACCCGAUGGUACAGUAAAGCAUUCGUGAAUUAGUUUCUCUGGUGUGCAGACGUACCUACGUCAAAGUGCUACGAAGUUCUUAGUGUAGUUUCUAUAGAGUUUAAAUAAAAGCUUAUUAUUAGAUUCUAACAGUUAAUUAAACUCCAAAGUAUCACAUCUGGCGACGAGAACAAUCCACGCUGCCUUUGAGUAUCGGAAAAUAUGGAAGACCAGUUGUUUAAACUGCCACCGUUCGAGUGUGACAACGUUCCAAUAACGGAACUUAGACAAUCAUGGUUCGAUUACAAGAGACAGUUUGAGUACAUCGCGGCUGCGAUGAGCAAGAAGAGCAAGAAAAAACUCAAAAGCAUCUUCCUGGCUGUCGCUGGUCGUCAACUUCAACGUGUGUAUGAGAGCUUACCCAAUGCUAACCAUGAAACCACUGAAGACGGCGGAGAUGAUUUCGAAAAUGUCAUACAACGAUUGGAUACUUAUUUUGCUCCGAAACGCCACGACACCUUCGAGAGGCACGCAUUUUGGACGCAGAAACCAGUCACCGGCGAGACCCUUGACAAAUUUUUGCUGCGGGCCAAGGUAUUGGCCACUAAAUGUCAGUUUGGAACAACGGAACGAGAAAGCCGCGAUGCAGCCGUGAUUGACAAGAUCGUAAUGCUUGCACCACCUGAAUUGCGACGGAAAAUAUUGGAGAAGCCCAACAUCAACUUGGACGAGUUUACCAACCUCGUCAACACCCACCUUUCUAUUCAACACCAAGUCCGUGAGUUGAACCAACAUGCUUCUAGUGCUGGGAACAUGCUAGAAACCAGUCGUGGCAGUACGUUUGUGAACAAAAUAUCCAACACUAAUGACAAAUCUCGCUGGACACAAAGCUAUCAAGUUUCCGAUUGUAGCAGAUGUGGUAACAGACCACACAAGCCAGAAGAGAACUGUCCAGCCAAGAACGUCAAGUGUCACAACUGCGAUGCCAUUGGUCAUUUCGCGAAAAAGUGUCGCGGAAGGAUUGAUAAGUCUGGUCCGAAAAAGCGCAAGUCUACAGACUACCAAGAUCAUCGCCGUUUCAAGAAGCCCAAAAUCAACGCUGUCAGCGCCAAUCAGUUGCCUGAAUCACGUGCUGUGAAACCUGAAGCUCAUCCGCAGGACUCCUUCAUAUAUGCAAUCAGCGAUAACCACGACGAGUUGGUUUGGUGUAAGGUCGGUGGCGUGCUCAUCGAAAUGAUGAUCGACUCAGGUAGCAAAUACAACAUUGUUGAUGAAUCAACGUGGCAAUAUAUCCGGAACAAAAAUGCUUUCCUGAAGAAUGUGCGUCCGUCAUCCAAACAGCUAUCGGCUUACGCGCAACGUGAAUCCUUGAGUAUCAUCUGUACAUUCGAUGCCGAAAUAACGGUUGUCGAGGGUAAUGGCCUCAGUGUUGACACUACAUUUUAUGUUGUAAAAGGUGGUGAACAGAACUUGCUAGGAAGAGUUACAUCGAAGCAGUUGGGAGUGUUGUUGAUCAGCCUACCUAGCGCCGUGAGUCCGGAGGAGAUUCAGCACAUUUCAGAUAACGCUAUUGAUAAGUUCCCUGUAAUUAAAGGUAUAAACUAG